CAUCGAACUUCGUUCACUUUUCACUAUAGCCUUCUUUGUUAUCAACAAUUGAGCCUGCAAAAGCCAUCUAUUAUUAAGGAGUGAGAAUUACUUCUCAAUAAGCCUUUAACUCUUGGGAAUUUCCCCAAGAUUAGUGUCGUCCACUGCACUUGGAAAAUCAGAAAGUACAAUGCAAUAACUGCAAGGUUCCUAAUUCAUUCAGGAACACAUCAUAGCAAGUUCCUUCGAGGGGGGUUUCCACGAGAAGCAGCUGCAACAAGUUCGAAUGAUCGGAAGAUGGGGAAAGCACAGUAGGCGAUCUUAAGGAACCAGUGGACACGCCCAAGCCAGUGAGAAGACGACCUCGAAGAUUCGAUGAUGAAGACUACUUAGGCUGAUUCAUUGAGCAAGUGUAUUGGUCAAAUUCGUAUGUUAUUAUGGUUGACUCCUCAUCGUCUGAGUCUCCUCGGUCUUCCGCGCACGGGGGAUCUGAUUGUGAGCCGGAGCCAAGCGAUCCUAUGACGCAUGUUCUUCCUGGACCUCACCAGUGGGACGUACUUAGGCGGCACACACAGCGCAAGCACGUUUCACAAGCUGUGUGGAACGAGGAGACGCAAAGGGUCCUAAAGAUUCGCAGAGGAGCCCGGGGCACUGGUGGACCCCAGCCAGAUGAUAUUCCAGAUGUGGUUGCGCAAUACUUGACCCAAGCUGGUUUUAUACAUGUCGCGCGCAUGCAACAUAUGCAGAUCGAUGCCAGCCUCAUCAGUGCUUUGGUUGAGAGGUGGAGACCAGAGACACACACUUUUCAUAUGUCGCAAGGUGAGAUGACUAUUACGUUGCAAGACGUAGCGGCUAUUCUUGGAUUGCCUACUGAAGGGAAAGUAGUUAGUGGAGCUACAACCAUGGAUUGGCAAGAAGUGUGUAACCAUGUCUUCGGGAAUGGGCCUAAUGAGAAUACUGAGUUAACUUCAGGUAAUGUUAGGCUGUCAUAUUUUGAUAGGGUAUAUGCACAUUGGCGUGCAGUCGCUGAUAAUCCCCAUAAUGCAAUUUAUUACACAAAGGCACAUAUCGCGCGCAUGAUAGGAGGAUGGCUCCUUUGCGACAGAUCCGGGGGUAGUGUAGCUGGAUGUCGCUACAUUCCAUUACUUGCAGGAGAAUUUCAGGAUAUUGGGAGCUAUAGUUGGGGGUCUGCAGUUUUGGCACACUUAUUUCGACAAUUAUGUGAGUGUACAGACGUCGACAGAUCUGACAUUGGUGGGUGCACCACUUUGCUACAAAUCUGGGCUUGGCUCAGAUUCCCACCCAUUGCUCCUCCUAUCCCUCUUCCUACUCAACCAGAAUGGCACUUUGGACAUCGAUUUAAUGGUUUAGGGCGUUUUAAACUUCAUGAACUACUUUGGUAUCGAGAUAGAUUAGACACAUUGUGCAGAGAUGAGGUGGUCUGGCAACCAUAUCUAGGCUAUGAUUUUAUGGGUGCAACUGUUGAGAGACAGCGAUUAUGGAUGGCUGUGGCACCUCUUAUAUGUUUUCAUAUCGUUGAGUAUUCCCAGCCUGACAGAUGUAUGCGCCAAUUUGGCAGGGAUCAGCCGAUACCUAUUCGGCCUAGAAAGUUGUGUGGUGUCCACGAUUAUACCCUUCGGGGUAAAAUGGAUGAGAACUGGCCGCGGAAGCUUAAAAAGUUCAUACGGAGAUGGGAGACCAGAGGAGAAAACAUAGAGAUGCCAGCUCUGAUGGAGGGUCUCAUGUCACCGAACCAUGGGUAUAUGGAGUGGUUCAGGCAGAGAGGCAGGCGCUACAUUACUAGGAGGGCUGCCAAGAUAGGACGUUGUGUUGAUGGAUUAGAGAUGUUACAUUUCAUGACCACUUCGGACCAAUUCCCAAACUACACUCUGGAGUUUAUUAAUGCGGAGAUUGGUCGUAUUAUUGCUAUUUUCAAAGAGACAUCCCGAAUUGAGGAGGCAGGACCGGAGGCACCCCCGACACAGGUUCCGGAUGAGGCACAGUUGUCUGUGGACGUUGGGCGUCAUGCGAAAGAAGGUCGUGGGCUUGGACGCCGUCGUCGGCCAAUGCCUCCAGUGUCGGAGCCUAUAUCAUCGCCUAGGCCGCGUACAUCUGGAUGGUAUAGGCCGCCCAUGUUCCCCAUUUAUGGCAGUCAACCUCAUUAUUAUGCACCCAAUAUGCAGGAGCAGGCAUAUCAGCCUAGCCAAGCUGGAACGUAUCCACCGAUGGACUCGCAAAGCCAACAGGUAUAUCAGGCUAGUCCAGUGGCCAUGGCAUCUGGGCAUAGUCAAGAUCAGAGUAGUGAGACUCAGAGUAGUUAGUCUUAGAGUAGUCAGACAUAAGAUCAUGAUAGGCAUAUUGAGGAGGCAUUUGCAGGUUGCCAGACCGUCAGGCACGUCAUCAACAAUGGCCUCCUCCAUCAUAGAUUUUAUAUUUGUUAUGAACAUGGACUUUCUUA
Messenger RNA from Gastrolobium bilobum, 2437 nucleotides. RefSeq names its product serine/threonine-protein phosphatase 7 long form homolog. The record is from RefSeq and is a predicted model, not a curated record. NCBI's taxonomy places the organism in Eukaryota, Viridiplantae, Streptophyta, Magnoliopsida, Fabales, Fabaceae. Bases 417 to 2300 code for a protein of 627 amino acids. The transcript has 6 exons. Gene Ontology annotation, biological process: meristem maintenance; meristem development.